Corylus avellana is the source of this 1313-nucleotide messenger RNA. Its product is annotated as protein LIGHT-DEPENDENT SHORT HYPOCOTYLS 1-like. NCBI's taxonomy places the organism in Eukaryota, Viridiplantae, Streptophyta, Magnoliopsida, Fagales, Betulaceae. The record is from RefSeq and is a predicted model, not a curated record. Gene Ontology annotation, biological process: response to light stimulus; mRNA transcription. Gene Ontology annotation, cellular component: nucleus.
UCUCUCUUCCUUUUGCAGUAUUAAAACUCCCAGUUGCUAUCCCUUUUCCAGGAAAGAAAAUCUUAAUGAUUUGCAGCCAUUUUUCUUUCUCUCUGCAGAUGUCAUAGCUAGCUGCACUACUCCUCCAAAGCAGAUUAUUAUUUCUUCAUCUUUCAUUUCACCAUUAUUGUCUUCCUAGCUAGCUAGCUCUUCCCACAUCGGAAAGAAAACCCUUCUUCUUCUUCCUUUCUUUUUCCAUGCAAAAUCUAGCAAUAUGGCAUCUUUUUUUUUUUCUUUUUUUUUUUUUUUUCAACUUUCUUGAGUUACAAAGGAAAACCCUAAAAGCAGAAGAAAACUGAAAAAAAAAAUAAAAAAAUAAAAAAAAAACCCAUCCCUUCCAAGAUCCGGGAAAAACAAAAGCGAUUAAUUAACAAAAACCCAGAAUCAAAAAUAAAAAAAAAAGCAACUUUUUUUUUUUUUGUUAGAAUUUUAUUCUCCAUGGAUUUAGUUUCUUCCCAACCAAACAACCCCACAUAUGACGUCAUCACCCCCAUAAUACCCAACACUACUACUACUAAUGCAACUCCACCCAGAACUCCAUCGACUGCCACGUCAUCGCCAUCUUCCGCCGCCACCACUCCAAGCCGCUACGAGAACCAGAAGAGGCGAGACUGGAACACCUUCUGCCAGUACCUGAGAAACCACAAGCCACCGCUCUCGCUUCCCAUGUGCAGCGGCGCCCACGUGCUCGAAUUCCUCCGCUACCUCGACCAAUUCGGGAAGACCAAGGUCCACAACCAGACCUGUCCCUUCUUCGGGCUCCCGAACCCGCCCGCUCCCUGCCCGUGCCCGCUCCGGCAGGCGUGGGGGAGCCUCGACGCGCUCAUCGGCCGCCUCCGCGCCGCCUACGAAGAGCACGGCGGGCGGCCGGAGGCCAACCCCUUCGGUGCAAGAGCUGUGAGGCUGUUUUUGCGUGAGGUUCGUGAUUUUCAGGCCAAGGCAAGAGGUGUCAGCUAUGACAAGAAGCGGAAAAGGCCCAAGCCCAAGAACAUGGCCCCUCCUCCAAGUAAUAAUGCAAAUUGAUGGGUAUUUCUUUUAAUUUCUUCUCCUAUUUUUCCCUUUAAUUAUUAGUAUUUAUAAGGAGAGGGGUUGUUUCUUUGUGGUGGCUUUUUUGUGCAAGUUUAAGGUGGUUUCUGGAUUCGUGGGCUUGAAAGAAAAAAAACUGUUCUACUAGCGGAUGUUUGUAUAAAUAUAUAUGUUUAUAUAUAUUUAUAUGUUCUUAAUUAAAGACUCCAUGUAAUUUUAAUUGAAAAAAUGGGAAAUUCUCAGUUAUU